Molecule: messenger RNA, 867 nt
Organism: Fusarium musae
Lineage: Eukaryota; Fungi; Ascomycota; Sordariomycetes; Hypocreales; Nectriaceae
Exons: 1
Coding region: 1-867 (288 amino acids)
Source: RefSeq, a predicted model, not a curated record
AUGAACAAAUCUACGCGGCCCAGUCGUUUUCCAGGCUUCAGUGCCUUAUCGGACAGAGUAUUCGUUCGUCCCGGUGAGACGCAGACAGGUACUGAGCCUAUCCCCGAACAUCCCCGCACUGUCGUCAUCUACGGCUGGGGCGACGCACCUCCAAGACACAUCUCAAAGUUUCUCGAUGGUUACCGACAGCUAUACCCCCAUGCAAAGCAAGUCGCCAUUCUGUCACCCAUCUACAAAGGCUUCACCGACCAUGUGGAUCAGCGCACAAAGGCCAUGCUUCCAGUUAUCCACGAGGUUUUCCCUAACGAUGCAUCGGAUGGUUUGGUCUUGCUCCACGCCAUGUCUAAUUCUGGAACUCUCAACUAUUCAGCUACUUUAAAUGCCUAUAAGGAGACCUACAACCGACCGAUGCCCCAUGCACUGACGGUGUAUGACUCUACGCCUGGAACUCCCCAUCUCACAUGGGAUAACCUCAAGCGAUUCUCUCACGCCAUGGCUCUCGGCCUAGCAGCAAAGCUUCACUUGCCAUUCAUAGUAGCUCAAGUGCUAUGCGCCUGGUUCUUUGUUCUGAUUCAUGUAUUCGACUAUCUUGCGGGGAGAGAAUCUGCGCCCAAGUUCAGCCAUAGGAUCUUCACCGAUGAGCAAUGGGAGAGUAAGAAGAGCACAAGGCUAUUCUUGUAUGGAAAGGGAGACUUUCUUAUUCCGUGGCAGCAUAUUGAAGGGUACAUGGCUGUCUCACGUGAGGCUGGGUACCCUAGUGACGGACAGGUCUUCGAGAGUGGACAUGUUGGGCAUAUGAAGAAGGAUCCGGAGAGGUAUUGGGGAGCUAUUCAAGAGUCUUGGGAGAGGGCUAUAGGUAGACUAUAA